This is a messenger RNA of Tachysurus vachellii, 2021 nucleotides long. RefSeq names its product tripartite motif-containing protein 75-like. The record is from RefSeq and is a predicted model, not a curated record. The transcript is spliced from 6 exons. Gene Ontology annotation, molecular function: protein binding. Bases 617 to 1927 code for a protein of 436 amino acids. NCBI's taxonomy places the organism in Eukaryota, Metazoa, Chordata, Actinopteri, Siluriformes, Bagridae.
UUCUUGGUCUUUAUAGCUCUUUUUUGUUAAUGGGUUGUUAAUGGGUUUUCCAUCUCAGCAUGCCUAACAAGUCAUGUCUUUACAACUAAAAAUCAAUUGCACCGCAAGCUGUUCCCCAGGGCAUGAGCACAUACAGUAUUUCAAAUCAAGUGGCACCCUAAAUGUUCCUCACAUUUUUAGAACACUUCACAUUUUAUUCCAUACACAACAUUUGCUUUAGAAACAGGUUGUGUCAUAAUAAUACAAUCAAUAAAAAACACUUUCCAAAUAAGACAGACAGACAGACAGACAGACAGACAGACAGACAGACAGACAGACAGACAGACAGAUAGAUAGAUAGAUAGAUAGAUAGAUAGAUAGAUAGAUAGAUAGAUAGAUAGAUAGAUAGAUAGAUGAAGGAAUUACUUUUUCCAGGACCCAGGUUUCAUGUUAAACAGAAGAUUACCUGUGAUGACUGUAAAAAGGGCGUUGCGCAGUAAGAGACCUGAAAGCUCCGCCUCCACAAUAUUAAGGCUUGGGGAGAUGAAAUAGAGCUCAUAUACAGAUCAGACACAGAGCCCACACACAGGGAGCACACGAACACACAGACUGCUGCUGACUGCUUCAUCCAGACAAAAUGCGCUCAUUAUUUAACAAGCACUCCAACGUGCCGAGGUCUCGAAGCGCGUCUAACGCUUCCAGUUUAUCGGUGAUCGCGGGUUCGGCGGUAGUUUACUGCGUCACGUGCGAUCAGCCGCUCAGCUCCCGGUGCCUUAUUAACGGCGCACACCGGGAUCACCGCCUGAAGGAUCUAAAGGACACCGUUCACGAUCAAGUGAAAAGAUUAAAUGAUCUCAGUGGGAAACUGACAUCCAAAGAAAGGAGGUUUGGCAACCUUACAUCUAAGAUUGAAGCAGCAGAGCGCGAGCUCGAGGAUUUGUGCAGCCAGACACAGGAGCUGCUUCAGAAUGAAUACAGUACUCUGAUGAGUUUAAUCGAGCAGAAUCGGCAGCAGGCCUUUUUCAUCCUGAAUGCACAGAAGGAAACAAUGAAACGACAACUCCAUCAACUGUACGAGGAUAUACAUAACUACCAGAGCAAGUCUACAAACAUUGUCGAGGAAAUAGAGGAGGUCAACAGAAAACAGGACAGCGAGAACCCUUCCAGCCUCCUGGGGGAGAUUAAUGCGCUUGAGACCAGCCUGCACACGAUGAACGAGUUUUACUCCUCUGUGGACAAGAAGCUGAAAGUUGACAACACAAGACUGAAAGCUCUGGAAAACUCUAUAAAAAAAAUCGUGGAGAAAAACAAAGAGCUUCUGCCACGGCCAUGGGAAUUCUCAGAGACCAUCACAUUGGAUGAGAGUAAAGUGCAAGGAAAUGUUCAGAUCUCAGAAGACAAGACAGAGAUGUCACUGAGCCCUUCAAAUAGUCUGAGCACGCUGUCACCAUGGAAAAGCACACGGGCAUCUCAGAGCUUCAAAAAUGGCUUGCAUUACUGGGAGGUGGCAGUAGGAGGCUGUGAGAGCUGGGCAGUCGGAGUAGUGGAAAACAGCCGGGUUAAUGGCAUCCAAACUGCAGGCAAUGAAAAGAAUAUAUGGAUUCUGGAGUGCGACGGUGGCGAGCUCUCAGUGAUGCACAACAACGACUUCAGCACAGUAAAGGAGAGCAACAUCGAAACCCUCGGUAUCUUUGUGGAUUGUGAUAAAGGGCGACUGAAGUUCUAUAAUGUCAAUACAGGUAGCAUUCUGUACUCAUUUAUUGCUGAGUUCAAGCAUGCCAUAUUUCCCAUAUUUCGCAUGCGUGCGCAGAAAGACAGUUUGGCACAACUGAAGAUCUGCAACCUGGUAGAAAGAGAUAACAUCCAAAUCAUGAGCUCUGACAUGUCUGUCAUCUCAGAGUCACUGAACGAGGAUGUUAUGGAGUUAUCUUCUGAGAGCUCGAAUUAGGAUUUUUAAAUAAAAAAGUGGGUUUGCAUAUAUUAUAUUUAUUAUAAGUCUUGUCUAUUAAAAUGCAUGGAUAUUAAAAAAUAAAAUUUUUUUA